This is a messenger RNA of Oncorhynchus kisutch (coho salmon), 2377 nucleotides long. Its product is annotated as autotransporter adhesin BpaC-like. The coding region runs from base 128 to 1828 and encodes 566 amino acids. The transcript is spliced from 2 exons. The record is from RefSeq and is a predicted model, not a curated record. Lineage: Eukaryota; Metazoa; Chordata; Actinopteri; Salmoniformes; Salmonidae.
GACAAUCAGAUACAAUAUCAGGGAUCUUCUGGUAAGGCUUCUGGCUACCAUUAGUUCUGAAUAGAGAGGAUUUGACGAGAAAAAUGGCUGUGGUGCCUCGGUAGUGGAAACAACUGGACACAGUGCCAUGCCAGCGGCCACCCAUAAUGCCUCGGAAGUGGCCACCCACAAUGCUUCAUCAAGCGUAACGACUGGCCUAAAUACCUUAGCUGAAGCAACUGGCCACAAUGCUUCAUCAAGCGCCAUGACUGGCCCAAAUGCCUUAGGUGAAGCAGCUGGCCAUAGUGCCUCGGCAGCGGAAGCAACUGGCCACAGUGCUGCGCAAGCUGCCACCCAGAAUGCCUCUGGAAGUGUGGCAACCGGCCCAAAUACCUUAGGUGAAGCAACUGGCCACAAUGCUUCAUCAAGCGUCACGACUGGCCUAAAUACCUUAGCUGAAGCAACUGGCCACAAUGCUUCAUCAAGUGCCACGACUGGCCCAAAUGCCUUAGGUGAAGCAACUGGCCAUGGUGCCUCGGUAAUGGAAGCAACUGGACACAGUGCCAUGCCAGCGGCCACCCAUAAUGCCUCGGAAGCGGCCACCCACAAUGCUUCAUCAAGCUUAACGACUGGCCUAAAUACCUUAGCUGAAGCAACUGGCCAAAAUGCUUCAUCAAGCGCCACGACUGGCCCAAAUACCUUAGGUGGAGUAACCGGAUCCCGUGCCUCAGAAGCAGUCACCCACAAUGCCUCAGCAAGUGUCACAACUGGCCCAAAUACCUUAGCUGAAGCAACUGGCCACAAUGCCUCAGCAAGUGUCACAACUGGCCCAAAUACCUUAGCUGAAGCAACUGGCCACAAUGCCUCAGCAAGUGUCACAACUGGCCCAAAUACCUUAGCUGAAGCAACUGGCCACAAUGCUUCAUCAAGCGUCACGACUGGCCUAAAUACCUUAGCUGAAGCAACUGGCCACAAUGCUUCAUCAAGUGCCACGACUGGCCCAAAUGCCUUAGGUGAAGCAACUGGCCAUGGUGCCUCGGUAAUGGAAGCAACUGGACACAGUGCCAUGCCAGCGGCCACCCAUAAUGCCUCGGAAGCGGCCACCCACAAUGCUUCAUCAAGCGUCACGACUGGCCUAAAUACCUUAGCUGAAGCAACUGGCCAAAAUGCUUCAUCAAGUGCCACGACUGGCCCAAAUACCUUAGGUGGAGCAACCGGAUCCCGUGCCUCAGAAGCAGUCACCCACAAUGCCUCAGCAAGUGUCACGACUGGCCCAAAUACCUUAGGUGAAGCAACUGGCCAUGGUGCCUCGGUAAUGGAAGCAACUGGACACAGUGCCAUGCCAGCGGCCACCCACAAUGCUUCAUCAAGCGUCACGACUGGCCUAAAUACCUUGGGUGACAUAUCCGACCCAAGUGCCUCAGCAGAAGCAGCAACCCAUAAUACCUCAGAAAGUGCCACGACUGGCCCAAAUGCCUUACGUGAAGAAGCUGGACACAGUGCCUCGGCAGCGGAAGCAACUGGCCACAGUGCCAUGCAAGCGGCCACCCAUAAUGCUUCAUCAAGCGUAACGACUGGCCCAAAUACCUUAGGUGAAGAAACCGGCCACGGUACCUCAUCAAGUCGGUACCUCAUCAAAUCUGGUUCAAAUUCCUCGGCGGAAGCCACAGGCGCCCUUGCCUCGGCGGAAGCCACAGGCGCCCUUGCCUCGGCGGAAGCCACAGGCGCCCUUGCCUCGGCGGAAGCCACAGGCGCCCUUGCCUCUGCGGAAGCCACAGGCGCCCUUGCCUCGGCGGAAGCCACAGGCCUUGAACAGGAGAGCCAACUCCUCAAGCAACAUGGAUUUUAGCAGCAGUGGUGUUUCUCAGGAUUUUGGGUCUGAUGGUGACAAUGAAAGCACCCAAUGUCUCAGCUCCAGCAGCGUUCAAGGCAGCAUCGUUGAAUAGUCAGUUCUCAUCCCAAUAUAUUUACAAAUCUGUGUAUGAGAAUGGCAAAAAUGUCUACUCCCAAACCUGCCACACCACUGGGGAGGUUAUACCCUUUUGAUAGCGGAGAUACUCUCAAGGACUGUAGUGACGUUGGCAUCUCUGAACCAAGCAUAUCCCCACCUGCUAAAAACUCACAACCUGCUAAAGGAGCCCUGCCACAAGGGAAGUCUACUGGGAUGUAAUGUGCAACUUUUACACUCACCUGCACUUUGCGUUCUGAUUUAGAAAUCAUUUGUACUAAUCAUCUAUCAACAGAAUUGCAAUGGUAGAUUCAUCCUUUAGAUGACAAAUCCAAGUUGUUGCUGACACUUUCUUUAAGCUUCCACUGUAUGCUUUUGCGUCGGCCAGGGAGAUGCUGCCGCUCAUGCUACCCUGCAUUACUUGUAAAACAAUAAAAUAUUGUACCUUAA